Messenger RNA from Hyaloscypha bicolor E, 180 nucleotides. RefSeq lists its product as uncharacterized. The record is from RefSeq and is a predicted model, not a curated record. The annotation marks the transcript as partial. The transcript has a single exon. NCBI's taxonomy places the organism in Eukaryota, Fungi, Ascomycota, Leotiomycetes, Helotiales, Hyaloscyphaceae.
GGUUACUUGCUAUAUAGAUUCCCUGAAACUAGAAAGUCGAGUUUGAACUCGGCUAUUACUAGUUAUUUUGGUUUGAAUAUCUAUAUUCUUAAGCUUUCUACUAUUAGUAAAGCUAGCCUAAAAAGCCUAUUUAAUAAGCUUCCAAGUUACUAUAUUAUUCUUUUAGAAGACAUUAAUGCC